Phascolarctos cinereus (koala) is the source of this 9196-nucleotide messenger RNA. The record is from RefSeq and is a predicted model, not a curated record. NCBI's taxonomy places the organism in Eukaryota, Metazoa, Chordata, Mammalia, Diprotodontia, Phascolarctidae.
AGACCUGCAGUGGAAAGAAAUUCCUUUACCACAGAAAUCACAGCUCUAGUUUCUAUCUUUACCUGGUAGCAUUAUACUCUAGGUGUUUAUAAAUAUAACACCUCAAAACAACAGUGGUUACUUGGGAAAGAGAGCAAAGGACACCAGGAGGCAGUAGGACCCUGCAGAAAAGAGAUGAUGAUAUUAAAAAGAUUGUAGGAAAGUGAAAAAAUAGAACAAAUCAAAAAAGUCCAUUAUGUUCUUUAAUGAAUGGAAGUGUUACUCAUCUGAGCUGAUUAAAAUAAACUUCUGACAGAUAAAUAUCAAUAGCCGACGUGCAAUUUAGCAAUUUCUACAAGGAAUAUUAAUAUUACUCAUCUCUUAGUGGUCAAAAUUUCGAAUUAGUUGUUUCAUAGGUACUUAUGAGAGGGUUAUUUGAGCCCGCAGGGCCAGGUCUCAAGUGAAUUAAAAAAAAAACUAUUUGGCAAGCAUCUGCUAAUUAUAAGGUGCUUAAUGCUAGGCCCCGGGGAUAUAAAGCUGUACACUAAUGACAAAGUAGCAACAUGAUUAGCUGCACAUGAGCGGUUGGAGGGAAUAGUCUGAGAUUUGAUAGGGAUUACCUAUAGGUAGGAUAGGGAGAAAUCAAAAGAGGUAGCACCUCCACGACAUAUAGCAGUGACCUAAAUGUUGCUUGCUUUUGUUAAUAAUAGCUAGCAUUUAUAUAGUGCUUUAAGAUUUGCAGAGCAUUAUAUGCAUAUUAUCUCAUUUCCUCCUAACAAUCCUUCCAAGUAGGUGCUAUUGUUAUCCCCAUUUUAUAGACGAGGGUGGGCUAUUAUCAUCCCGGUUUUAUAGAUGAGGCAGUCUAAGUGGCUUGCUGAGGGUCACCCAGGUGGGUCUUCCUGACUCCAGAGGUCCAGCGCCCUAGCUGCCUUACUAAUAGUAUGACGCUAAAAAGAUGUUCGCAAAUGACGUCACAGGUUCGCCUCCUUUUGGGUCUGGAGUUGCAGUCAGGAGAACCUUGGUUCUAGCUGCGUCUAGGGCUCGUUUUUCUCACGGUAACCGGACUUCGGGGGCGCGUGCGUGUCUGUGCGUGUGGUGGGGGGCGGAUUCUCAGGUCCCUCUCUGGGCCUGCCCUCUUUCGUCAGUGCAUUGCGGGGGUGGGUACAGCCACCUGAGGGAGCGGGGGCCGAUCCCUGCAAGCUCUGCAUCCUCGAUGCUGAUACAGAGCGGGGCCAGAACGGUCUGUGGGCGCAGCGGGGGGCCGCCUGGCUGGAGGCCCCGCCGAGAAGCGAGCGGCGGCGCGGCUGGGGGUGGGGUCAGCCGGCCGAGGGCGCCCAAUCCCGAGUGGGCCGUCAAGGCCGCCGCCGCCGCCGAUCCCCAGGCCCAGCCCGGGUGAGCGUGCCGGACGGCGGCAACGCUGCCUCCUUCCUUACCCUGGGGAGCGUUCGGGCUCGCGCGAGCCGACCACGGCUUCUCUCCCCCUUCCCCUCCCGCCCCUCUCCUAGCUUAGUCCAGGCACUCCCCGCCUCACUGACCCCGGAAAAGGAAAAGAGAAGGCCCCCCCUCAACCCCCCCACUCCUCAAGCUCCGACCCCACUGCGGCCCGGAAGGAGUCCGCGAGGGACUCGGCUGAGGUUUAUUUAAGGACUGUGUUACUGGCACCCUCAAAAUUUUGAUUUAUCCAGAAGUGAGGGAGAGACAUUGAAAACCGUCAUCUUCUUGUAACUCAGGUUUCCAACUCAGAUGUCUGUACUGACUUGAUGUCCUAAGACUGAAGAAGGCUGCAGCUUUGAAGUCUAAUGUCUGAUAUAUUUGAAAUAGUCUUAAUUUUGUGGGGGAAAGGGCUACUAUCAAGUGUGGUGCAGUGGCAAGAGUGUUGGGUUUAAUCAGAGGACCUGGAUUUGAUUCCUGGCUUUCCCACUUAUUCACUGUGUGGCUUUGGAAAAACAGUAAAUCAAAACCAACUGGCGUGGCAAUUGCUUCUGACAGAUGUCUAACAGGAUUAAAACGGCUGAGGUGGCCUCUGCUUCUUCCAUACAAGGUAUUAGAAGGCAGGCUCUCAGAGGAGAGAAAGAAAUCUCAGUUUAAGGGUUCGGAACCACGAGACAGCUAGCUUUAGUAGAUCCAUCAUGCAGAACCGACAAGGGUAUUGUAACUGUUGCCAUGUGCACUAUAUUAACCUUGAACAGCAUAUAAUCAGCCCCCAACACAGAUACUUUGCUACAUACUGUAGGUAUCGGCUGGGUACCAAUAGCCUUUUGGAUCGUUUUCUUCAUGAUGUCAUGCAGUAUCACCCACAUCAGUAUUAUGAUGACAGACCAGCUUCUGAUGACAUACCACUUCUCAGCCAUCCAUCACCUCCCAAGGAGGCUCAAUUGGAUAUUGAUCAGGUUCCAGAAAAGGGGGCUGAGAUGGGAACUCUUGGUGAUGAAGAAGAUUCAUCUAUGAAGGACUUGAAAUCCAUUGAAGGUUCAUGUUCUUCUUAUAAAUCGCAGAAGGAUAUGGAGGAGGUUUCUCUUCGACAUACAGUUAUCCAAACAAGAAUGAAUGAACAGCAGCUGCCUACAGAAGACUCUCAGGAGGAGACCAUGUGCAUCGAUAACAACCUGCAAAUUCCUGAAGAAAACAUUCAAACUACUAAUAGUAGCCAUAAAAUCCAAUUUACACCAGUGAUUACAGAGCUUUCCAGUUCUGUUAGUUCUUUACCCUCGAGAUCCUGCUGUUACUCCAGUUAUGACUGAAAAUGCCAGUUUAUCAUCCCCAGAAACUCAAUCGGUUUCAGUAAUCAAAUGUACCCCCAAACAGGAACGAUACGUGCAAUAACGAUAUACGGUUCGACAAAUGUUCUAACUCUUUUGAGUCAUCACUGCAGUUAGGAACCUCUUCAGUUUUACGUCAGAGCCCUAAAGUUGGACAAGGGAACUCUUUCGAUAUGACCUCAGGAGAAAACUCAGAAACAAGGUUAAUCAAUAUGAGUAUGAGCACUGGUAGUACAGUAAACUCUGAGUCAACCUCCAAACUAGGAGAAAAUUCAGAAACAGAGUUGUUCAGCAUGGGUAUGGAUAUUGGUAGCCCACUAAACUUUGAGUCAGCUCCCACACUAGGAACAAAGUCAGAAACAGGGUUGAUAAGUAUGGAUAUGGGCACUGGUAGCUCACUAAACUUUGAGUCAACUCCCAAACCAGGAGCAAAUUCAGAAACAAAGUUAACCAGUAUGGUUCUAGGGACUGGUAGCUCACUUAAUGUUGAGUCGUCACCCAAAGUAGGAGAAAACUUAGAAACCAUGUCGGGUUGUGUAGGUAUGGGUGCUGGUAGCUCACUAAACUUUAAGUUAGCUCCAAAAUUAGGAGUAAACUCUGAAACAAAAUUUGUUAGUAUGGGUAUGGGGACUGGUAAUUCAUUCAACUUUCGGUCAACUCCCACAUUAGGAAAAAACUCAGAUACAAAGUUGAAAGGUAUGAAUACUGGUGGCUCACUAAAAUUUGAGGCAACCCCUGAACUAGGAGCAAAGUCAGAGACAAAAUUGUGCCAUAUCAGUAUGCAGACUGGUCGCUCAGUAAAAUUUCAGUCAUCUCCCAAAACAGGAGAAAACUCAGAAACAAAGUUGAUCAGUAUGGGGAUGGGGACAAGUGGCUCAGUAAACUUAGAGUCAACUUCCAGACCUGGAGAAAAUAUAGAAACAAUGUUGAACCGUAUAUGUGUGGGACCUGGUGGCUCCCUGCACAUUGAAUCAUCUCCCAAAUCAGGAACAAACUCAGAAACAGAAUUUGCCAGUUUUGAUGUGGGAACUGGUGGCUUAAUAAAGUUUGAGUCAACCCCCAAAUUAAAAGCAGAAUCAGAGACAAAAUUAAGUAAUAUGGGGAUUGGUCACUCACUAAAAUUUGAGUCAACUCCCAAACUCGGAGAAAGUUCAGAGAUAAAGCUGAUCAGUAUGGAUAUGGGAACUUUUCACUCAGUAAAUUUUGAGUCAACUCCUGAAUUCAGAGGAAAAUCAGAAACAAAAUUGGUCAGUGUGGGUGUGCAGACUUUUGAUUCUAUAGACUUUGAGUCAACUCCCAAGCUAAGAGGAAACUUAGAAACAAUGUUUAGCCGUAUGGAUGUGGGAACACAUAGCUCAUUAAACUCGGAGUCAACUUCCAAACUAGGAGCAAACUCAGAAACAAGAUUAUUCAGUGUGGAUACGGGGACUAGUUACUCAGGAAACUCUAAAUCAACUCCAAAAUUAGGAGAAGACUCAGAAACAAAGUUGAUCCAUAUGAGCAUGUGGACUGAUGGCUCGCUAAACUUUGAGUCAGCUCCCAAUGUAGGAGCAAAUUCUGGAACACAGUUGUUCAGUAUGAAUAUGGAGACUGGUGGCUCAGGAAAUUUGGAAUCAACUCCAAAGUUAGGAGGAAAUUCAAAAACAAAGUUGAUCCAUAUGGGUAUGUGGACUAGUGGUUCACUUAACUUUUCAUCUACUUCCAAAUUAGGAACAAACUCAGAAACAAAGUUUGCCAGUUUUGGUGUUGGGGCUGGUGACUCACUAAAGUUGGAGUCAGCUCCCAAAGUAGAAGAAAACUCAGAAAAAAAGUUUACCAGUGUUGGCAUAGGGACUGGUAGUUCGUUAAAAUUUGAGUUGACCCACAAAUUAAAAGAAAGGUCAGGAUUAAAAGUGAGCCGUACAGGUAUAGGGGUUUGUCACUCACUUAAAUUUACUUCCACUCCCAAACUAGGACAAAACUCAAAAACAGUGAUGACCACCAUUGGUAAGCAGCCUAGUGGCUCAUCCAACCUUGAGUCAACUCUUAAAGGGACUGGUGGCUCAGUAGGCUUUGAAUCAACUCCCAGACUAGGAGAAAAUUCAGAAGCAAGGUUAAUCAAUGUGGUUAUGGGAACUGGUGGUUCCCCAGACUUUAAGUCAGUCCCCAAAGUAGGAGAAAGCUCAGAAACAAAGUUAAUAAGUAUGGAUUUGGGAACUAGUGCCUCAGUAAACUAUUUGUCAACUCCCAAACUAGGAGAAAACUCAGAAGCAAAGUUCAUUAGCAUUGGUGUGGGAACUGAUGACUCAGUAAACUUUGAGUCAAAUACCAAAUUACCAGAAAAAGUUUGUGAGAAACAGAGUUUGUCAGAAACAAAGUUUGUUGGUAAGGGUUUAGGGACUGGUAGCUCAUUAACUUUUGAAUCCCCUCCCAAACAAGAAGAAAACUCAGAAAGAAAGUUCAUUGUUACUAGUGUGGGAACUAGUGGCCCACUAACUGUUAAACCAGCUCCCAACCAAGGAGAAAAUUCAGAAACAAGGUUUAUUGAUAUGGGUAUGGGAACUAAUAGCUCAGUUAAGUCAAGUCCCAGAGUAGGAGAAAAUUCAGAAACAAAGUUGAUGAGCAUGAGUUUGGGGACAGGUAGCUCUGGAAACUUGGAGUCAAUUCCUAAACUGGGAGAAAACUCACAGAGAAGGUUUGUCAUUGUGGGUGUAGGGACUUGUGGCCCACUAAAUGUGGCUUCACCUCUCAGAUUAGGAGAAAAUUCAGAAACAAGAGGAAUCAAUGUGGGUAUAGGGCGUGGUAGCUCACCAGAUUUUCAGUCAACUCCCAAAGUAGGAGAAAAUCCAGAUACAAAGUUGAUGAGUAUGGGUUUGGGAGCUGGUAGCUCAGUAAACUUGGAGUCAGCUCCCAAAGUAGGAAAAAACUUAGGAACUGCAUCAGGCUGUAUUGUUAUAGCAACUAGGAGCUCACCAAAUCUUGAGGCAACUCCCAUACCUAGAACAAACUCAGAAACAUUGUUGACUGAUGUUGAAGUGGGAACUCGUAUCUCACUUAAUUUUGAAUCAACACAUAGACUGGGAGAAAACUCACAAAGAAGAUUGGUUGUUAUGGGUCUGGGGACUAGUGGCCCACUAAACAUUGAUUCAACUCCCAGGUUAGGAGAAAAUUCAGAAACAGAUUUAAUUGAUGUAGGUAUAGGAAUUGGUGGCUCAAACUUUGAGUCGGCUCCCAAAAUAGAGGAAAGCUCAGAAACAGAGUUAAUCAGUAUGGAUUUGGGAACUACUGGCUCAGUAAACUUUGAGUCAAAUCCCAAAUUAAGUGAAAACUCAGAAACAAAGUUGAUUGGUAUGGAUUUGGAGGCUGGUAGCUCAGUAAACUUUGAGUCAACUCCUGAAGUAAAAAGAAACUUAGAAACUAGGUUGAGCCACAUUGUUACAGCGACUAGGAGCUCACCAGAUAUAGAACUAAAUCCCACACCUAGAGCACACUCAGAAACAUUUUUGACCAGUGUUGCAGUGAGGACUGGUAGCUCAUUAAAUUUUGAGUCAAUUCCCAAACAAGGAGAAAAUUCAGAAUCAAGGUCAGGCAGUAUGGCUAUAGUAACUGAUGGCUCACUAAACUUUGAGACCACCGCCAAACUGGAAGAAAACUCAGAAAGAAGGUUGGUAAUUAUGAGUGUGGGGACUAGUAGCUCACUAAACUUUGAUUCAGCUCCCAAACUUGGAGAACAUUUGGGUGUGGGAAGUGAUGGCUCACCAAACUUUGAGUCAACUCCCAAAUUAGGAGAAAACUCAGAAACAAAGUUGAUCAAUAUGAAUUUGGGGACUGAUAGCUCACCUAACUUUGAAGUGGUCCCUAAAUUAAGAGAAAACUCAGAAGUAAAGUUGAUCAGUAUGGAUUUAGGAAGUAAUAGCUCAGUAAUCUUGGAGUCACAUCCCAAAUUAGAAGAAGACUCAGAAACAAAGUUGGUCAAUAUGAGUUUGAGGACUGGCAGUUCAGUAAACUUUGAGUCAAUGCCCAAAGUAGAAAAAAAUUUAGAAACGAUGUUGAAUUCAUCAAACCUUGAGUCACAUAGAGCCGACUCAGAAACAAUGUUGACUGAUAUUGGAGUGGGUACUGGUAGCCCACUAAACUUUGAAUCAACUCCCAAAGUAGGAAAAAACUUAGAAACUGUGUUCAGCUGUAUCGUUAUGGCGCCUAGAAGCUCACCAAACAUUGAACCAAGUCCCAUGCUUAGAGCAGAAUCAGAAACAUUGUUGCCCGAAAUUGGAAUGGAGACUAGUAGCUCACUAGAUUUUGAGUCAGUUCUUAACCAAGGAAAAAAUUCAGAACGAAGGUUAAUCAGUAUGGGUGUAGGAACUGAUGGCUUACCAAACUUUAAAUUAUCUCCCAAAGUAGAAGAAAGAGAGUUGUUCAGUGUGAAUUUGGGGACCGGUAACUCAGUAAACUUUGAGGCAAUGUCCAAAGUAGAAAAAAACUUAGAAACUGCGUUGAAAUCACCAAAACCUGAGCCAAGUCCCAUACCUAAAGCAGACUCAGAAACAUUGUUGACUGAAAUUGGAAUGGAGACUGAUAGCUCACUAAAUUUUGAGUCAGUUCCCAGCAAAGGAGGAAAUUCAGAACCAAGGUUAAUCAGUGUGGAUGUAGGAACUGAUGGCUUACCAAAUUUUAAGUUAUCUCCAAAAGCAGAGGAAACAGAGUUGAUUGGUAUGAAUUUGGGGACUGGUGGCUCAGUAAUCUUUGAGUCAGAUCCCCAAUUAAAAAAAGACUCAGAAACAAAGUUGGUCAGUGUGGGUUUGAGGACUGGUAGUCCAGUCAACUUUGAGUUAGUGCCCCAAAUAGAAAAAAAUUUAGAAACUAGGUUGAAAUCACCAAAACCUGAGCCAAGUCCCAUACAUAAAACAGACUCAGAAGUAUUGUUUACUGAAAUUGAAAUGGAGACUGAUAGCUCACUAAAUUUUGAGUCAGUUCCCAGCAAAGGGGAAAAUUCAGAACCAAGGUUAAUCAGUGUGAAUGUAGGAACUGAUGGCUUACCAAACUUUAAAUUAUCUCCAAAAAUAGAGGAAACAGAGUUGAUUGGUAUGAAUUUAGAGACUGGUAGCUCAAUAGACUUUGAGUCAAUGCCCAAAGUAGAAAAAAACUUAGAAACUAUGUUGAAAUCACCAAAACCUGAGCCAAGUCCUGUACUUAAAGCAGACUCGGACACUGAUACUGGAAUGGGAACUGGUAGCUCACUAAAUUUUCAGUCAGUUCUCAACCAAGAAGAAAAUUCAGAACCAAAGUUAAUAAGUGUGGGUGUAGGAACUGAUGGCUUACCAAAUUUUAAAUUAUUUCCAGAAGCAGAAGAAACAGAGUUGAUCAGUGUGAAUUUUAGGACUGAUGGUUCAGUAAUUUUUGAGUCAAAUCCUCAAUUAGAAAAAGACUCAGAAACAAAGUUGGUCAGUGUGGGUUUGAGGACUGAUAGUCCAAUAAACUUUGAGUCAGCGCCCAAAGUAGAAAAAAACUUAGAAACUAUGUUGAAAUCACCAAAACCUGAGCCAAAUCCCAUACCUAGAGCAGAUUCAGAAACAUUGUUGACUGAUAUUGGAGUGGAGACUUGUAGCUCACUAAACUUUGAGUCAACCCCCAAACAAGAAGAAAAUUCAGAAUCGAGGUUAAUCAGUAUGGGUAUGGGGAUUGAUGACUCAUUAAACUUUGAACCUACUUCUAAUCUAGAAGAAAACUCAGAAAGAAGUUUAAUCAAUGUGGAUAUAGGAAUUGAUGACUUGUUAAACUUUCAGUCAAUGUCCAAUGUAGGAAAAAAUUCAGAAACAGAUUUUAUCAUUAAGAGUAUGGAAACUGGUGGUUUACUCAACUUUGAAUCACCUCCCAUAUUUGGAGAAAAUGUAGAGAAUAUGAUAAGCUGUAUUGUUAUGAGGACUAGUGACUCAGUAAACCGUGGGUCACCUUUUAAACUUGGAGCCAACUCAAAAACAAAUUUGACUAAUAUAGGUGUGGAAAUUAGUGGCUCACCAAACUGUGAGUCAGCUCCUAAACUAGGAGAAAACUCAGAAACAAAGUUGACCAGUAUGGAUAUAAGGACUGAUGGCUCACUAAACUUUGAGUCAACUGACAUUUUAGGAGAAGAUUCAGAAACAGUGUUCAGCAUUAUGGAUAUGGGGAAUGAUGAUUUAAUAAACUUUGAGUUAACUCCCAAAUUAGGAGAAAACUCAGAAACAAAAUUGAACAGUAUGCCUAUGGGUACUGAUGACUCUUUCAACUUUGAGUCAACUCCAGAAUUAGGAGAAAACUCAGAAAUGUUGUCAAUUACAGAUAUAGGGAAUGAUAAUGGCUCAUUUAACUUUGAGUCAAUUGCCAAUUUAGGAGAAAAUUUAGAAAUGGGCAUGGGGACUGAUAGCUCACCAAAGUUUAAGUCAACUCCCAAAAUGGGAGAAAAUUCAGAAAUAGGUUGAUCUCUAUGGAUUUGGAUACUGAUA